Alosa alosa (allis shad) is the source of this 2111-nucleotide messenger RNA. Its product is annotated as titin-like. Bases 423 to 2111 code for a protein of 562 amino acids. The record is from RefSeq and is a predicted model, not a curated record. Gene Ontology annotation, molecular function: protein binding. The transcript has a single exon. NCBI's taxonomy places the organism in Eukaryota, Metazoa, Chordata, Actinopteri, Clupeiformes, Clupeidae.
AGUGUGGGAGUGCUGGAUACACCUAGUCCACCUCAGAACUUAACUGUCAAGGAAAUCACCAAGAAUUCCAUCACUCUUACUUGGGAAUCACCUGCUUUAGAUAGUGGAGCUAAGAUAAAGCAUUACAUUGUAGAGAAGAGGGAGACCACAAGGAAGGCAUACUCUCCUGUUGUAACUUGCAACAAAAUGUCAUGGAAGGUAGAUCAACUUCAAGAGGGUUGCAGCUAUUUCUUCAGAGUUCUUGCUGAAACUGAACUGGGCAUUGGGUUACCAGCUGAAACUCCUGAGCCUAUCAAGAUUUCAGAGGUCCCAGAACCACCUGGCCGAAUAACCAUUGUGGAUGUUACAAGGAAGGUAUUUCUCUUGCCUGGGAGAAACCUAAUCAUGAUGGAGGCAGCAAGAUAAGCCACUAUGAAGUUGAGAUGCAAGUAAAGGACACUGACAAAUGGUCUUUGUGUGCUCAAAUAAAGGCACUUGAAACUCUAGUUACUAAUUUGCCUCAGGGUCAGGUAUACACAUUUAGGGUCAUUGCUGUUAAUGAUAAAGGUAAGAGUGAUCCCAGAAUCCUUGGCAGUUUUGUUGAAGCAAAGGACCUGGUCAUUCUACCUGCUGUCCUUCCCAGAUUCAGCACUUACAGUGUACAAAUUGGCUAUGAUCUCCAAAUAGAAGUUCCAAUUGCUGGACAUCCAAAGCCAACCAUCACCUGGACUAAAGAUGGUGCAGCUCUCAAACAGACCACAAGAGUGAAUGUUACAGACAGUGAACACCAUACCAUUCUCAACCUUAAAGAAGCAACAAAAGAUGAUGAUGGCAUGUACAACAUUUCUGUAGCCAAUUCUCUGGGACAGGCUGAUGCCAGUAUUGAAGUCAUAACAUUUGACAAACCUGGUCCACCAACAGGCCCAGUGAGGCUAGAGGAUAUCAGUAUAGAAAGUGUUACCCUGUCUUGGGACCCACCAGUGUACACUGGAGGUUGCCCAAUUUCAAAUUAUGUUGUUGAGAAGAGAGACACAACCACCACCAACUGGGUUACAGUGUCUGCUACAGUUGCAAGAACAACAUUAAAGGUCACAAAUCUGAAAACUGGUGCUGAAUAUCAAUUCAGAAUUUAUUCUGAAAACAGAUAUGGCAAAAGUCAUGCUAUUGAUUCAGAACCUGUUCUUGCCCAGUAUCCAUUCAAUGAGCCUGUACCUCCAGGUACUCCAUAUGUGUCAACAUAUACUAAAGAUUCCAUGACUGUGGAAUGGCACAAACCCAUCUCAGAUGGUGGCAGUGUUAUUCUUGGCUAUCAUCUUGAAAGAAAGGAGAAAAAUAGCAUUCUAUGGACAAAGGUUAACAAAAGCCUUUUCAAAGACACUAAAUUCAAAACAUCCCCAUUGGAAGAGGGUAUAGAGUAUGAGUUCAGAGUUUAUGCUGAGAACAUUGUUGGUAUUAGUCAAUGCAGCAAAGUUUCAGAGGGAUGUGUAGCAUGUGACCCUUGCUAUCCACCUGGGACACCUGUGGCCAUUGUUGUGACCAGACACUCAGUGAGAUUGCGCUGGACUCCUCCAGAGUAUGAUGGUGGCAGCAUGAUCACUGGAUAUGUUGUGGAGAAACAGAACCUUCCAGAUGGUCACUGGAUGAAGGCAAGUUUCACAAAUGUUAAAGAAACAGAAUUUUCUGUUGAAGAACUGGCAGAAGAUUCUAAAUAUGACUUCAGGGUAAUUGCCAAAAAUGCAGCUGGUACUAUCAGCAAACCGUCUGAGAGCACUGGGUCAAUCACAGCAAAGGAUGAGGUUGAACCACCAACAUGUGAAAUUGAUUCCAAGUUCAGCCAGAUCAUGGUUGUAAAUGCAGAUGACACAUUCACACUAGAAGCUGAUGUUCUAGGUAAACCAUUACCCACAAUUCAGUGGUUCAAGGGUGAUGUGGAAGUUGAAAUGUCUGCUAGAUGUGAAACCAAAAACUCAGACUUUAAAGCAGUACUUUUGGUUAAAGAUGCCAUUAGAAUUGAUGGAGGACAAUACACUCUCCGUCUAUCCAAUGAAGCUGGAACUGAAACUGUAUCAUACAAUGUGAAAGUUCUUGACAGACCAGGGCCUCCAAAAGGACCUUUAUUGUAUCUGGUGUAA